GCUAGUCCACGACAAGCUGCGCUAGGAAUUGGAGCCUGCGAGAAGCCACGCGAAGGAGGCAGAGGGCCUUAUAAUCCGGAAGGGCGGGAGGCGACGGACGGCCUCCGGAAUCUUCUUGGGUUUUCUCGUAGGCUCCGCUAGGGUUUCUCGCUUCUCUUCUCUUCUCUUCUCUUCGAGAAGCGCGAUGGAGACGUCCCUGAGAUUGGGUGGCGAUUCCAAGGCCCUAAGAAUCCACGCCAAGGAGAAGUUUCCCAUCGAUUCCGGAGUCCACUUGCAGGCUCAUGGAGAAAUUGAUACCAGUACUGGAGCUCCUAGCUAUCUUGCCUUGAUCGUCCGGAACUCCUAUCCUGAGUUAUCAGCCAGCGUGGGUGUGGGGGUUCAGUUGAACAAACGCAGUAAGGUCGGUUACACCAUUCGAGGGAAAAAGGCAUUUCCAAUCUCAUAUGAUGGUCUUGUAGGCAUCAAUGUCAAAGGGAUGUAUGAUGUUGACAAGGAUCUUAAAAAGAUGAAGCAAAGAGGAGCAGUUGAAUUUGCUUGGAGCAUAUUCAAUUUUAAGAAGGACCAAGAUGUGAGAAUUAAAUUGGGAUAUGAAGUAUUUGACAAGUCAAGAAAUUCCUGGUUGCUUUCUGCUAGCAUAUCCCAAGGUUCAUUUAGUAGCUUUUUUUUGCAUUUUGAUUUUUGCAAUUUGUCCAAAAAUGUAAACAAUGUCUGGGUUAAGAAAUAUUCAAAUGGAUUACAAAAUCUGUUAUCAGAGCAUCUUUGAUCUAUCUAUUUAAGGUGGCAAAGUUUAAAAAAAAAAAGAGGAUGAGCUUGAUCCCAUUCAUUGGCUUCAUGUGUCCUACUUUGCUGUUGAUUCUCUGUUUGUAAUAAUGUCUUGUAAUUGGUAAGUCUUUUCCAAUCUUUUUACACUAUGUCCAUCAAAUUCAUUUUCUGUAAUCCCUGCUCCCCUCUUUUUGAGCUUUUAACGUGAAUCUCAUAUUCUUUAUUCAUAGAGGCUAUCUUUGUGGGGCCAAACUAUAUUUUAUUUCCCCUUUCUUUAUCUUUAUUAUCUUUAUUCCUUCUCUUUUUAAGACCAAAAUGCCACGAGAAAAUUCUAAUCAGAUGGUUGAUAUUCAAAGCUGAUUUGCCUUUCGAGCAAUAGAUGGGGCUCUAAUUUCAUAGAAAAUCCAAACAUGAUAUAUAUAUUUUAGAUUUUACAUAAUCUUCCUGCUUAAUGUUGGGUCACUUGGAAAUGUUGAUUUUAAGCCUCCUAAAUGUUGAGUAAAUAAGAGAUUCCAAGAAUUAAUGAACCAUGCAAAAUGUUCCAUGGAUCCUGGUUAUGUUUCCUUUGUUUUUUGUUCUCAUGGGGCGUAAAUUGAAGAGAGAUGGUUACUUUUGUAUUUAUUAAAUCUACAGCAGCAUGUUAGGUUUUUACAUUUUGCAUCAUCUUGUGAUGUUCAUCUUUACUGUCGUUUGCUUUAGACCUUGCUUUUCCUCAUAUACGAUUACAAGUGGCAGUCAUGGUUGGUGACAUGGACAAGAUAAUUAGAAUGAAGCCCAUACUCAACAAUGAGAUUUUUGGAUGAUCAUUGUUGUAGAUCUAGGAAGGAAAGUUGAGAUAUUAACCAAAUGCUGAUCGAUAAUGAAAAUUUUUACAUGUCAUAAUCAAGCACCAAGGACUUGUUUCAUGAGUGUGUUAUGCUACCACAACUUUGUCUUCUGGAGGUCGAUCUUGGUAUUCAGUAAUCAAAACCCUUCUCACUGCAGCUGAGCUACUGUUAUAAGAGUUUAUGGCACCAUAAAGUGUACCUUUGAUUGAAGAGAUGCUAAAAGGUUGCAUGGUAUAGUUAAUCAAUCCCACUAAGGGUAGAUGGAAGAGACCCAUUUGGCAUACCAAUUGAGGAAGACAAUGAUAAACUGAGGCUGGAAUAAUUUAGGAGAAGUGUGAAGGAAUAUCUUUAACCUUAAACUACUCAAGGUUCUUUGUGAAUCAAAUUUUCUUUAAGUGGCUCAAACUUGAGGGGAAGUUGUAUUAGGAAUUGAUAAGGUUUUUGUCAAUCCUGGAACUGCUAACUCUUUGCCUGAUAGGGUGGAUCAUGCCUAGGUUUUAUCGCAAGACUAAAAGUGGCUAGGGGGCAGCCAGGGGUUGCCUAGUGUGUGUGGAUAGGUGCCUGGAGGUCAAAGCAGCCCCAAAACAAUAAAUUACAAUAAAUAAAUACAAGGAGAAACCUUAAGAAAAGGGGUUACAAUCUAACAAGUGAAACAUAAUAUAUCAAAUAAGAUGUAGUGAAUCAAUAAGUACCAAUUUGCCAACACCCAACAACCCAUCACUUGCAAGCAAUUUCGAGACAGGUCAACCCAAAACCCAGAACAUGCUGAAACCCAUUUAGACUGCUGACUCAAGUGGUUUAAGCAUUCAAACCAGCUGACUUGGCCAGUCCACUAACCCGCUCGGGUCAGAACAAAAAAGAAAAUAAUUAGUGCAAUAUCCCAACCUCAUCAGUUUGACCCUGAACACCAGCCUACCUUGCUUUCCCUUCUAUCUCCAUCCCUAGUCUUCACUGGCACUCUAGUCUUAUUGAUAUGAGCUGUGUAGGUGGUGCCUUCUUUUUUCCCAUCUUUCUGCAGGUAUCAUAAUUCUUAGUGGUACAUCUCUUCAUCCCUCAGGUGGCUAUCUUGUAAAGCGAUGCCUGAAGCUUGCAUUAGUAAUCGGAUAAUAAAUAAUUGGAAUUUUAGAUUGAUUUUUUUGUCUUGCUAGGUGUACUGGCAAAGUACAAGAGUUGGUUUCUUGCAUUCCCCAAUCAAUAACACCGAAAUGUCUGAGGCGUUGGUCCUUUACAUUGAGCUACAUACAAGUUGGCAAUAUAAGAAUAAGAGAUGUCUCAGUCGAGUUCGUUAGAUUGGAGAUAAUUUAGUUCCACUUGAAACUAGAUGAUUACAGGGCAAAGGUAGAGCCAACAUCAGCCGAAACUUGCAAAGGCCAUGUCCGAUGAUACUAGAGCGAUGGAUUUCAUGUGAGCCAUUAGAGUGAGUCGAGCCAGUUAAAUGAGAAGGUUACAGGUCAUGGCAAACUAUGACACCUAGUUGCUUGCAUUGGUGCAAUGAACGUUCGUGGAGGGGAGGCAGUUGAAUGAGAUGUCAUGAUGGGAGCAGCCCCCGGUGUCGAACUGGAGUACGCUGGGGAGUCACAGGAAAAGAAGCUUUGCUUUUGGUUUUACAAACAUAUCAUGCGUGAUGACACCAUAGGAUGGCCUCAGGAAUAAAUAAUGAUUCUAUGCAGUUAUAUGAGGAAUGACAGAGGACAACCCUGAAAGUGUAGAAUCAGUGUCAUGCAAAACCAAUGCCAAAAGAGGCUGGAUUGGGGCCAAAACCCAUCAAAUCAUCAAAUACACUAAAGUUUUGAAAGAUGAAGAAAGAGACAUGGAUGAUGGUUUGUGUCUGCUGAUGCAUUUGGAAGCGUUGCAAUGAUGUAGUAGGUCCACUAUUAUGGUCAUCAUGCAAUUACAGUAGGUUAUGGCCCUCUUGGAUGUAUUAAGUGAUAAAAUAAUUUUCUGACCCUAUUUGCCUGCUUCUGCAUGGACUGCAGUUAUUUUGGAUUAAAUGAAUGACUCUUACAAUGG
This is a messenger RNA of Phoenix dactylifera (date palm), 3599 nucleotides long. The record is from RefSeq and is a predicted model, not a curated record. Lineage: Eukaryota; Viridiplantae; Streptophyta; Magnoliopsida; Arecales; Arecaceae.